GAGACUAGCAGCUUGUUGACUGAGAGGCCGAGGUUCUAGACACUGCUGUUAUCACAUGGUGAAUAUCACCACGUCCGUCUGACCACACAACCAGGAUCUGAGACAUCAACAUGUGUAGGGGAUUAGCAACGCUUCCUGCGACAUGUCUGAAGAGUGCCAGAGACAUAAAACACAAGAUCGGCUUUCUGCUGCAGAAACCAGAUCUGCUACCAGACUCCAAGAAUGUCAAGGACAGGAGCAUAGAGGCAGACAGAGUCCCUGGGCCCUCCAAAGUCCAGAAGUGGCGGGAGUCCUUCAACAACGUGAUGAACAGUGAAGAUGGUCGCACGGUGUUCGCUGACUUCCUGAAGUCGGAGUUCAGUCAGGAAAACAUGGAGUUCUGGAACGCCUGCGAGGACUACAAAAAGACCCCUUUAAACAAGAUGGCCGCCAAGGCCAAACAGAUCUACGAGCAGUUUGUGGAGGCAGACUCUCCAAAUGAGGUAAACCUGGACUCAGCCACCAGAGAAGAAACCAAACAGAACCUUCAGUCCGCCGGGCCUUCCUGUUUCCACGACGCCCAGAUCAAGAUCUUCACCCUGAUGGAGAAGGACUCCUACAGGCGCUUCUUGUGCUCCAAACGGAUCCAGGAUCUCAGCGCCUCGGCCGGGUCCCCUGCCCCCAAGGAGGCCUCCAGGGGGAUAGGGUGCGUCCUGGGGAGCAGGCAGGCUCUCGUGUCCGGAGCUUAGAUUCACUUCAGAGUCCCAAACGCCUCAUACUAAAUCGUUUGGGGAAGCUGUGAGAGGACACGAUUUGGUGUUGUGGAUGGAGAGGCUGUCGGGAAGGGGGGGAGAAUGAGUCGUGAUUUGUCUUGUGUUUGGGACUGAUUGGAUGAUUGGGUCUCAGCUAUGAAUGUUAAAAAUGUUUCAUCUCAAGGUCAGAUUUGAGUCGAGUCUUUCCAACAGAACUUUAAGAAAUACAUUUGAACUUUAUCCUUCUACUAAGCAUCUAUAAGGGGUCCAAAAGUGUUCUAGAACUUGUCAUAUUUUGAGUUUUCAAGUAAAACCUUAACCGACAAUGAAUUUUGUUUAUUUGACAAAAGUUAAACUUGCAUUUCGAGGCUUUGUGUAAUGUGAGUUUUACAGCUUCAAGCUCACUUGACCUUUGGUGAUAUUGCGGUCGAGUCACGAAUAGGUGUUGUUUUGAGGCGCAACAAUGUGAAGUUACCUCGGAAACCAACACCCAUAUGCUGACACAUCCAUGCAAACACAAACAAACAUCACCAGUAAUCAUUCAGACAGGUUUGUGAAGAAAGUUUUUGCAAUCACAUGACUGUGACAUUUUUUGUUUCUGGAUAUAUCUGUAUUCCGGGGGGAAAUUCUAAUGUGUCCAAUUGGUGUGAAAGUUGAAUCUGCUCAUGGUAGCUCCUCCCAUGUCAUCACAUUGGUAAUGCUGCAACCUGACUUUAUUGACAUCAUGUUUGUAACUCUUUAUAUUCAUCCGUGAACUUUACAUGAUAUUAUUGUUGUUGUUCAUUUUCCAGUAUAUGUUGAGUAAGUUAUUAACGUCAUGUAGCAUUGUAAUUGUUGGUAGGCAACCAAGACCAAUAUAUGUGCUUUGUUACUAUCGUUUGUGACAUUCGAUGCUUUAUACUGUACCAGAAAGUCAAGGUGCUUCAGAUUUCACAUGGAAAUAUGUUAUAUUAUAUUUAUUGUAAAAAUGUCAUAGCUAUAUUAAUGUGCCUGGUAAUAACUGUAAUUCUAUCCAAAUAAAAAGAUAAGUGAU
Messenger RNA from Osmerus eperlanus (European smelt), 1764 nucleotides. Its product is annotated as regulator of G-protein signaling 4-like. NCBI's taxonomy places the organism in Eukaryota, Metazoa, Chordata, Actinopteri, Osmeriformes, Osmeridae. The transcript has 5 exons. Bases 111 to 728 code for a protein of 205 amino acids. The record is from RefSeq and is a predicted model, not a curated record.